CCAGUGAGCGAUGUCUCACUCAUUCGGUGCGUUUGCGUCGGUGUGUAGGUCGCAGUUCGGCACUAUGGUUUACGAAGUGAAAGGCAAAGUGUUUUUGGUUACCGGUGCGGCCAAUGGUAUUGGUGCCUGGUUCGUCAAGUAUGUCUCCGAAGAAGAUCCUAAGCACGUAGCCAUCCUUGAUGUUAACGAAAACCUAGGUGUUGAGUUGCAAAACGAGUUGAACUCCAAAUAUGGCGCUAACAAGGCUAAAUUCUACAAAUGUGACGUCACGGAUGAGGAGCAGCUCUUCAGCAUAUACAAAUCAGUGGUGGACUCGCAAGGAGGCCUGGACGUGGUCGUGAACAAUGCUGGCAUCAUGAACGACAGUCUGCAGACUUAUAAAAAGGAAAUAGCUAUCAAUAUGACUGCCCUAGUCACCAGUACCUUGAAGGGUUUGGAGUUGAUGCGCAAAGACCAUGGAGGCCGAGGUGGCUGCAUCAUUAACAUCUCCUCGAUAGCUGCUCUGCACCCUUCGCCGAUCUUCCCGAUUUACUUCGCUACCAAGAGCGCGGUUCUGCAGUUCGGGAAUUGUCUUUCUGACGACAUAUACUACUCCAGGACAGGCGUGAGGAUCAUCAGCAUGUGCUUUGGUGUGACCGACACAGCACUUUACGCCAACCUGGGUUCCUUCGACCAGGACGUAGCUCAAGCCAUCCCGGAGAGAGUGAAGGCCUACCCUACACAAAAAGUACAAACCGCUUCAAGAGCAUUGGUAGAAGCUUACAAAAAUGGUGAAAAUGGAUCUAUAUGGCUGUCCACCAGUGAGAAGCCGGUUAAGGAAAUCACCGAUGUUGUAAAGAAAGCAUACGGCAUGUUAACCGAGCUGGUCUUUAACUAAGAUAAGAAUUUUAGGGCUUUGUUAAAACUGUAUUAUUUAUGCUCGUUUUUACCAUCAAUCCCUAAUUUUUAAGUGGCCCCUAUGGUAACACUUAACAGAAAUUUUGUGGUCACUUAAAAAUUAGGGAUUGAUGGUGAAAACGAGCAUUAGGCUGAGUUGCACCACCUAACUUUGACCGUAACGAUAACCGGUGUUUUUUGUAUGAUCUUUGACAGAUUUUUGAAGUUUGUCAAAGUUAAAGUAAGAUGGUGCAACCCAGCCUAUAGAAAACUAUAAAGAAGAAACUAUUAUUACACGUUGAGCCAGUCAAAUCAAAUUAAAUAGUUUAUUCAGCACUUACGCCCUUUCUAGAGUGCUUAUACACGUCCCAAAUAUAGCUUGCCCUACCACCGCUUCGGGACAAUACAUGGGCUGGUGCUGAGAAGAAUUUUACUUUAUAUAAUUUAUUAUGGAACUUCACUUUGUUUUCUGUUAAGAUGUUUUUACGUUUAACAUAAUGUUCAAUUAAUAUAAUAUUUUGUUAUGACUUUAUUAUGUUUAUUUUAAUAGACUUCAAUCAAAAUCAG
Messenger RNA from Ostrinia nubilalis (European corn borer), 1443 nucleotides. RefSeq names its product 15-hydroxyprostaglandin dehydrogenase [NAD(+)]-like. Gene Ontology annotation, molecular function: oxidoreductase activity, acting on the CH-OH group of donors, NAD or NADP as acceptor. The coding region runs from base 11 to 877 and encodes 288 amino acids. NCBI's taxonomy places the organism in Eukaryota, Metazoa, Arthropoda, Insecta, Lepidoptera, Crambidae. Gene Ontology annotation, cellular component: cytoplasm. The transcript has 5 exons. The record is from RefSeq and is a predicted model, not a curated record.